CUUUCUCCACUUUGUCAUUUUCUUCGAAUUACCGUUUUUCUUUGGAGGCACUUUCCGCCCUCGAUCCAUCUUCAACCGUCUCUCCGUGUUCAACUCGCGUUAACGCAGUCAAAGGAGACGAAUCAAAAUCAAAAUUAGGGACCUGUAUAAGAGAUUUGCCACAAGGGUUGGGGGAGAGAGAGAGAGAGGAGAGAGAGAGAGGAGAGCGAAAGGAAAGGGGAGAAGAAAUUCGAAUCGUCAAGCAGCCCACUGGUUUGUUCUAGAGAGAGAGAAGUUUCGUUUUCACAAAAAAAUACAAAAAGGAAGAAAUUAAUUGAAAGUUUAGGUUAUUGAGGUUGAAUUAGGGAUUCGGCGGUGCUGAAAUCGAUCGUUAUCUGGAGAUAUAUUCGAUUGGAAGCAGGAAAUUGUUGUGGCUCAGAUCUUGGGAGUGUUAAAUCCUUUUAAUUUUGAGUCAAAUUGAAAUCAGGAGGUUCUAUUUUUGGGAUUGGAGGAUGUUUGCCGUGAAAAUCGGCGGUUUCUGAUGUGAUAUGGCGCUGUUGUUGCUAUAACAGAGUAAUACGAUGUCGUUUUACAUAGGUCGCGAAGCUUCGAAGUUAUGGAAGAGAUUCUGCGCCGAGGUCACCACAGAAAUAAACCUUCUCGCGGAAAAUUGGAAGUACAUUUUUGGGGGUAUAGUUUUCCAGUACAUACACGGCCUAGCAGCUCGAGGCGUUCAUUAUCUACAUCGGCCGGGACCAGUUCUUCAGGACGUGGGCUUCAUUCUUCUUCCGGAGCUUGGGCAAGACAGAGCAUACAUUAGUGAAAGCGUAUUUACCUGCAUUUUUCUGUCGUUCGUUUUGUGGACUUUCCAUCCGUUCAUACUGAAGAGCAAGAAGAUUUACACUGUCCUCAUAUGGUGCCGAGUCUUGGCCUUUUUAGUUGCUUGUCAAAUUCUCCGUAUUUUAACUUUCUAUUCUACCCAACUUCCCGGUCCGAAUUACCAUUGCCGAGAGGGCUCAAAGCUUGCUACACUUCCUCCACCGAACAGUGCUCUCGAAGUUCUACUUAUUAAUUUUCCCCGGGGAAUCCUUUAUGGCUGCGGCGAUUUGAUAUUUUCUUCCCACAUGAUAUUCAGCCUUGUGUUUGUACGGACGUAUCAUAAGUACGGCACUCGAAAUUUCGUGAAGGCUUUUGCUUGGCUCACCGUCGUAAUUCAAAGUUUACUGAUAGUAGCGUCGCGGAAGCACUACACAGUCGAUGUCGUCGUGGCGUGGUACACUGUUAAUUUAGUCGUGUUCUUUCUCGACAAAAAGCUACCAGAAUUACCCGAUCGCUCAAACGCGGCAUUGUUCCUUCCUUUGACGAAGGACAGCAAGAACAAGGAAGAAAACCAUAAGCUACUUAAUGGGAAUUCCGGCGACGAUUGGCGACCGAGAACUCAAAUCAAUGGCAAGAUCAUGGAAGAUGGGAAUGUUCUGCACGUCGAAGUAGUAAACAGCGCGUAGUCGAUUUACGAAGAACAUUCGAAUCGACUCUGCCGCCGUUACUGCUGCGAUAUCUAAGGUUCGUUCGUCUCGCUCUUUGAUCGAUUCGAGAAAAUGUGAAAAAAAAUUUUAAAAUUUUUUUUUUAAAAAAAAAAAAAAGAAAAAAGGGGAAAGAACUUGUAAUGUAGAUGGUUAUGGUGUCGAGUUUCCUGUUAGAGUAAGAUAAUAUAUGUUGUAUGAUGAAAAUGGAAUUUUCCAGUUGCUCUGCUAAUUGCAUCAAUCCUUUUAAUUUAA
Andrographis paniculata is the source of this 1757-nucleotide messenger RNA. RefSeq names its product phosphatidylinositol:ceramide inositolphosphotransferase 2-like. Gene Ontology annotation, molecular function: sphingomyelin synthase activity; inositol phosphoceramide synthase activity; ceramide cholinephosphotransferase activity. Bases 561 to 1484 code for a protein of 307 amino acids. Gene Ontology annotation, biological process: ceramide biosynthetic process. Gene Ontology annotation, cellular component: Golgi membrane; trans-Golgi network; endoplasmic reticulum membrane. Lineage: Eukaryota; Viridiplantae; Streptophyta; Magnoliopsida; Lamiales; Acanthaceae. The transcript has 12 exons. The record is from RefSeq and is a predicted model, not a curated record.